AGGCAAAUCUAACAAACAGUCAACUGAUAGCCUUCAUCUCUUUCCCCUACCAACUCUCUAGAAUUACUCAUUCAGAAAAUGGGUAUGGGUAGAGUGACUGAAACAGUUACGAAAAUGGAGAAAUUCAUAGGCCCGAGCAAACCCAUUUUCAUAGGGGUAGCAGGGGUGGCUCUGUUAAUGCUGCUUUUGAGUUUCUCACCUUCCACUAGUUUUCCCAACAUGUUUGACAUGUCAAAGAUGACGAUGUCGCCGGAAAAAGACGGCGAAGCUACGAAAGAUUGCACCACCGUGAGUGAUCAAGGCCUUGACCUGGGCCACGACCCGGCCGACCCAACGUUCUACGACGACCCUUCAUUCAGCUACUCCAUUGGGACCCCGUUAACAAACUGGGACGAGAAGAGACAAAAGUGGCUCUAUCACCACCCCUCCUUGGCCGCCGCCGCGGGAGGAGGAGUACUCAACCGUGUCGUCGUCGUGACGGGCUCGCAGCCCCCGCCGUGCGAGAACCCGGUCGGGGACGCCCUCCUGCUGCGGCUGUUCAAGAACAAGGUCGACUACUGCAGAAUCCAGGGCCACGACAUCUUCUACAACAACGCGUUCCUCCACCGGGAGAUGACGUCGGUGUGGGCGAAGCUGCCGCCGGUGAGGGCGGCGAUGGUGGCCCACCCGGAGGCCGAGUGGGUCUUGUGGCUCGACUCCGACGCCGUCGUGACGGACAUGGAGUUCAAGUUACCCUUCGAAAAGUACGGAAAUCACAACUUUGUCAUUAGCGGAUGGGAAAACUUGAUUUACGAGAAGAGAAGCUGGUUGGGUCUGAACACAGGAAUCUUCUUGAUCAGAAACUGUCAAUGGUCGAUUGAUUUCAUCGAAACUUGGGCGUCGCUGGGCCCCGCGAAUCCGAAUCACGAUGAACUGAAGGAAAUCAUAAGGGGGACUCUGACGGAUAAAGAAUUCCCGGGUGACGAGCAAUCGGCUUUGGUUUACUUGAUGUUGAAAGAGAAGAAGAAAUGGGGGGAAAAGGUUUAUAUAGAGAAUGGGUACAGUUUUAAUGGGUACUGGGUGGUAAUAGUUGAUGGGUACGAGAAGAUUGAGGAGAUGUAUAGGGCGGUGGAAGCGGCGGCGAGUGGGUUGAGGCGGCGGCGGGGGGAGGCGGUGAGCGGGUGGUAUGGGGAGAUGAGGGAGGUUUAUUUGAAUGGAACUCGGGACGGUGGGAUUGGUGGGUGGAGGCGGCCGUUUACUACGCAUUUUACGGGGUGUCAGCCGUGUAGCGGGCAGCACAACCCGAUUUACGGGGGUGAGAGUUGCUGGAAUGGGAUGGAGAGGGCGUUGAAUUUCGCGGAUAAUCAGGUGCUUCGGAACUACGGUUUUGUGCACGAUGGUUUGGGGAAUUCUUCGUUUGUGUCUCCUUUGCAAUUUGAUUCUCCGUCAUGA
Rhododendron vialii is the source of this 1431-nucleotide messenger RNA. Its product is annotated as putative glycosyltransferase 7. The record is from RefSeq and is a predicted model, not a curated record. Gene Ontology annotation, molecular function: galactosyltransferase activity. NCBI's taxonomy places the organism in Eukaryota, Viridiplantae, Streptophyta, Magnoliopsida, Ericales, Ericaceae. Gene Ontology annotation, cellular component: endosome; trans-Golgi network; membrane. The transcript has a single exon. The coding region runs from base 79 to 1431 and encodes 450 amino acids.